Molecule: messenger RNA, 2258 nt
Organism: Cuscuta europaea
Lineage: Eukaryota; Viridiplantae; Streptophyta; Magnoliopsida; Solanales; Convolvulaceae
Source: the annotation of a GenBank genome assembly
CAGGAACGUGUGACCUAUAGAAUUUUCCGAAUCUUGUCCACAUAUCGAAUAUUUAAAGGAUUCUUGCAUCCAUAUACGCAGGGGCAUGUGGAAUUUACGCGUUUGAACCGCCAAAGGCAAAAAGAAACCCUGUUAUUUCGCUCAUUUUUCUCGCCUCCACGUUUCCAUCGCUUUCUGUGAGCGGGCGACGCGAGACACUAGGCCGCUGCCUUCUCUAUAUUUCUGUCUCCCUCGGAUUUCAAAUAUCAUCAACUUCUAUCUGCAUCGGAGCUUUUCUAGGGCUCCGUUUCCCUACCGAAGAUCACAGCCAUGCCGAAAGGGGUUCUUUGCAAGUUCUUUGCACAAGGGGGAUGUCUAAAAGGGGAGCACUGUGAGUUUUUGCAUGAUAUGAAAUCACCUUCAGAUAAUGUUUGUGCCUAUUACCAAAAAGGAACUUGUGCUUUUGGGAGCCGGUGCAGAUAUGAACACGUUAAAGAUUCACACUUGCAGCCUUCUGCAUCGUCCUUCUCGGGGCAUAGGAAACCAGCUAUGAGUCACAAUUCAGCAUCUCAAGAUUCAUUAAAGAUUGAUGUCAUAGAUGAGGCGACUGUUUGUGGUCUAACUGAUCAGUCAAUCUGCUCAUUUGCAGCAGCUGGUAACUGUCAUCGGGGCGGGAAGUGUUCUCAUAUUCAUGGAGAUUUAUGUCCCACCUGUGGAAAGCAUUGUCUGAAUCCUUUUAAACCUAGGGAAAGAGAGGAGCAUUUAAAAUCAUGCAAGAAAAGACAAAAACAUGUGGAAUUAUUAAAACAUAGUCAAGAAAUAGAGUGCAGUGUGUGCCUUGAGCGUGUUCUCUCCAAGCCAACAGAAGCUGAACGCAAAUUCGGAAUCUUAUCAGAGUGUGACCAUCCUUUUUGCAUAUUGUGCAUCAGGAAUUGGCGUGGUAGCUCUCCAUCAUCUGGGGUGGAUGUAAAUUCUGCAUUAAGGGCAUGCCCUAUAUGCCGAAAGCGGUCUUAUUUUGUCAUUCCUAGCGUGAUUUGGUACAAUACGAAGGAAGAAAAACAAGAAAUUAUUGACAGCUACAAAGCAAAACUCAGGACUAUUGAUUGCAAGCACUUUGAAUUUGGAAAUGGGCUUUGCCCAUUUGGGACUAGCUGUUUUUACAAGCAUACUGUCAAACCUGGUUCAUUGUUGUGGAAUUCUGUUAUUAUGCCUGAUUCAUAUGGAUCAAGGUUUCCAGACAUGGAUGAAGUAGGACUCAGCUCCGACACAGAUAUUGAUGGCCUGGUUAAUUUAUUUGAACAGCUGUACAGGCCGCCACAUAGACCCCGAGGAUUUCUGGAGCAAGAGGAUUCUAGUGAUGAAGAAAUAAAUGAGUUUGCUGAGGCAAUGUCUUUUCUACACUGGCUCCAGCGACCUGAUGCUAGUAGUGACAUUGACUUCUCAAGUGACGAGGAUUAACAAUAUUAUAUCAUUGAGUUUGGUGUAUAAAUCCCUAGUGGUUUAUCAGAUUACUUAAAUCUUGUGAUGUGUCUUAAUUAGCCCUGCAAACUGAUAGUGGCUGACUAUCUUUGGUGAACUGUAGUCAUUAAAACAAUUAUCAUACAAUAUACUUUUUCUGAAUUUUUGACAUUUCCGCGGUUAUACAAUUUAUAUGAACUGUGUUGUCAACACAACAAUUUUGUAGCUGACCAUGACAAUACUGAAGCUGGAUAAUUUACAGUCGCAACCUCUCAAGGACAUUGGGCAUCCUCGUGUGGAUAUCUAAGUAUGAUGUUAAGCUUACUCUAAGGAGUAUAUUGUGUUCUUGAAAUUUGUAGCCUUCCAGGUGAUUUGGCUACGUUUCUCCUUUCCUGAUCAUUAGUUUACUGAUUAUUCAGUCACCAGCAACAAUAUAUGUAGGGUCAGAUCUCAAUCAGUCAAUGAUAUUAACGCUCUGUUUGGCUGGAGGAUUUUGAAGGGAAGUGAAUAUUCAUGUGUGUUUAGUUAAAGGAAGUCGGAAGGAAGAGUUUGACAAAGUCCUUCCUUCCCCGUCCCUAGUCUCCUGACUCUCCUCGCCAAUACCCUUCCUUCCUCUUCUUUGAACCAAACAAAGGGUAAGUGAUAGUUUAAAGAAGCAAAGUUGUCAAAAUUUAGUUGGAUGGGUAGAGUGUAUAAUGACACUACAACUGCUUUGUGUUUAUAAAAGCUUACACGAAGGGUAACAUACGGUCAAUCUAGUCUAGACAAAUAUGUGCUGACACAAACAACAAAUAUUUGCACAGCAAUUAAUGUACUCUUCU